AAUUUCCAACUAAGCUUGCAGUCCUCUGUCAACAAUCGCUAUAUGACAUCAGGAACGAUUGUAAAAAUUAAGAAUACUAUUUAAAGAAUUCACUGUCCGUUUUGGAAUAUUUAUUUUACUACUUUGAUUUAUUUACGAAAUUUUGUAAAACCGGAAGUAAACAGUCGCUGGACCGAAAGUAUGGGGAACCUCUUCGGCAAAAAAAAAGAAAAAUCUAGGAUAACCGAACAAGACAGAGCUGUUCUCCAAUUAAAACAACAAAGAGACAGACUACACCAAUACCAGAAGAAAAUUGAAACUCAAAUUGAAGAUGAUAGGAAAUGUGCAAAACAACUACUUGCAGAUAAUAAAAAAGAGAAAGCGAAAUCAUUAUUACGCAAGAAAAAGUUUCAAGAAAACCUUUUAACGAAAACCGAUGGUCAGUUGGAAAAUAUCGAGCAAAUGGUACAAGACAUCGAGUUCGCACAGAUCGAAGAAAAAGUACUGCAAGGUUUGAAGAGUGGCAAUGAAGCAUUAAACAAGAUGCAUAAAUUAAUGUCUUUGGAAAAUGUCGAGAAAAUAAUGGAUGAUACCAGAGAAGCUGUGGAAUAUCAACGGGAAAUUGAUGACCUGCUUGCGGGAGGAUUAACUUCUCAAGAUGAAGAAGACGUUGAAGCUGAAUUAGAAGAUAUUUUGAAUAUGGCAGAACAAAAUGACCAGAGUAUAAACUUGCCUGAAGUCCCCACAGAUAAGUUAGUGAACCCUUCAAAGAAAGAAAGUAAUAUGGAAGGAGGAGAACUAAACUAUUUUGAUCGAUUUCGAUUGGCGGCGGCUGCUGCAGCCGGCACUAGUCCCGUCUUGUCGGCCGAUUACCUUGCGGCACUCACACAACAAGAAAUUAUCUACAACCAACCGAAUUUGGCUGCUGCAGCUGCUCUGAGAACUCAACCUCCAAUUUCUCCAUUUCCACUCCUACCUUCACAUUUCUCCCCUACUCCUGCCGACCCUUACAAAAGUCUUUUUGAGAAUAGGACAACUCCAAGCUCUUUUUGGCCUCCUUUCGUUGGUUCAACAAGUUGGCAUCCACUUGUUAAAGAUGCAGCUACCCCUUCACCUGUUCCAUUUUUUCCACCCACUACCUCUGUGACAUCGAUAUAUUCCAAGGAUAAAAAAGUGAAAACGACAAGCACUUUUACACCUCCUCCACCUCCUUUAGAAUCAUCAUCUAAUGAUUCAAAGAUACCUGUUGGAAUAGCUAUUGGACGCCAGCGGCGGGCAGGAAGAUCGAAACAAGACGAAGCGACCAACAGCAGACAAGAUUUGUAUAGAACCGCAGAAGAAUUAGAAACGACAUCAAGCUCGUUGUCGAAGGAAAGAGAGGAUAGAAAAGUUCGUGCAAAGGAUCGCUCGCCCACGCCGUCAGUAGUCAACAAAGACGGUAGCAUUUUACCGCCUAAUAAUAAUAGCGCUGACGCUAUACCAUUAUUACCACCCCCUGGUUUCAAAAUUUCUACUGACCCAAUAAAUGGCCAGUUAUUCCUCGUUCCGGAAAAGUGCACAGCUGUUCGUCAAAACAUCGUCCCUGCCUCCUUUCUCUCUACACAGUCGACGUUGGUUAUUUCAAGGCAUGUUACUGAUUCUGCAGUAAAUACAGAAGCUCCAACUUACAUCAGUCGAUCAACAUCGCCUACUGUCACUUUACGAUCGCAAGAUGCACAAACUCAAACAGAAGAGCUACUUUCACCUAAUGAAGAUCCUGAUAUUCUAUUGGCUGCUCGUAGCCUAUUUAUGAUGGCUCGCCCAUACAAAUCCCUCGAUUUAUUAGCGGAUGUAGCUGAAAGGGCUUGUUCCCCUCAUGCUCAAACGGCUGUUGAUUCAAGAUACAAUGGGGCACCCGUUGAUCUAGUUCAACAACUUCCAAGCACAGUUCCACAACCACAAUCCAAUAAUAAAGAAGGAUCAAUGGUUGAAGCGAUGGAAGUAGAUUGCAAACUAAGAAUGAUGGAAAUACAAAAGGUUUACAAGGAGAAGAUGAGAGAAUUAAAUAAAUUGACUAAAUCAGAAAAAUUCAAAGAUCGAGAACCGCGUUCAUUCAAUCGACCAAAGAAGCGAACCUCAACAACUAUAAAGAAAACAGCCUGCAAUAAACCUCCACCUGCUAAAGUGGAAGUUGUGGAUAAUUCAACAUCACCUAUUCGUAAAUUUAAUACAUCAGCAGUGGGAAAUAUAACAUUGUUGAAUAAGAAUACUACACCAAACAAAGUGAACGACAUUGCCUCGCCUGUAUCGGCAUUGUCAAAGAAAAGAACUCCUUCAAAAGCUGAAAAAAAAGUUAAACCUGCAGAGUUUGAGAACUUAACUCCUUCUGAACCAAAUAACUUGAGCGUCGCUGCCAUAACAAGCGCAGCUUUAAAAUCAAAAACGUCUAAAAGAAAGCUUUGUGACGACAAUGGUGAGUUGGGGAGCGAAGGCUAUGUGAAAAGAAGAUUAUCUGAAGAGGAUAGAGAUGCUGUGAAAACACCUGUGAAAUCUCAAUCGCAACCAAAUAUUAAAAUACCUGACCAAAUAAUUAAGCCGACAUCAAAUACUGAGGAUUUAACCAAAGAAGUUAAAAAGGAAGCAACUCCAUGUUCUUCUAGCAGUUCAUCCUCCGAGGAUUCGUCCUCAGAUACCGACAGCGACUCAAGCUCAUCUUCAUCCGGCACUUCAAGCUCAUCUGAAGAAGACGAUGAACCGCUAUCGCUUCUUGUCCCACGAUGCAUUACACCCAAGCCUAGGGAAGUAACAAUAAAGGCGGAAGAACUGCGGGAUGGUCUCCGUGUUCUCUUUUUCACAGACGGUCUCUUUUAUGAGGGAAGAAUAAAAGAAAUACAAGCACCUGACGUUUAUGGUGUUAUUGUUGAUAGAGAACGAGGUGGUAAACCGCAUAUUAUGUCUCAAGAAGAGACUUUGCAUGAUGCUAUUUUUGAUAUUGAGCCCGGUUCUGUUCGUUAUUUACCGAUUGGGAGAAGAGUUUGUGCUUACUGGAGUCAGCAGUUUUCAUGCCUCUAUCCUGGAAAAAUUAUUAAUAAUGAUAUAUCAACCAAAUCGCAUGUUCAGGUUGAAUUCGACGAUGGCGAUUCUGGUAAAAUACCUAUAGAUCAUAUUAGAUUACUGCCUCAUAACUGGCCAGAAUCCAAGUCGAAGCCUAACCCUCUUCACGUUCUUCGAAACCGAACAAGGCGAAGAAUGUCGUCGUCUGAAGCUUUGCAAGAGGCUAUAAGAGCAUCUCUAUCGCCAUCGUUGCAAGUUAACCAAAAAGUUAAACGAACAACGAAGACAACUGCAGAAUCUGAAUCUAACUUCAAAUCAGAUGAAGACGAAAAGUAUGAUGCAAACAGUCGCAAUCCGAACAAAGCAUUGUCUAAAACUGCUAAAAAAGAGAAUAUACAAACGAUAAAGGAAGAGAGUAAAGAUUCAAAUGCUAAUCAUCUACCACGAGAUUUGAAUGACUCAGCCUUAAAUCGGGAUACCAAUGAUCAAAAGAAUAGUGCUAAGGAGAGCAACGAGAUUAAAACUGAUAUCGCUGAAGAUUCAGUUAAACCUAAAUCUCACUUAACGGAUAAUGCAAAAGAUUCAAAAAAAGAUAAUAACUGUAAUAAAACUAAGGAUAACACAGAAGGUGGAAAAACUACAAAAGACACUAAAGCAACGACAGAUUCCACAGAACCAAUAAAAGUUGAGCGACCGCCGGCAGAAGAUACUGAGUGCUCUAAUAAUGGUGAAGAUGGCUUAAUUAAACGAAAGAGGUUGCCAUCUGGUGGAUUUAGUUCUCGGAAACCUAAAAGGAGACAAUGGAAAUGGGAGGGCAGAAGUUUGAAAAAAACCGCAGUUAAAGGUCGCGGUCGAAAAGAAUUUUAUAAAAGCGUGACCCGUGGUUCUGAAACCCUCUCUAUUGGCGAUUGCGCUGUAUUUUUAUCACCUGGGCGCCCAUUGCCUUAUGUUGGUCGAAUCGAAUCUUUAUGGGAAAACUGUUGGGGAACUGGACAAAUGAUGGUGAAAGUUAAAUGGUUUUAUCAUCCAGAGGAGACCAAAUAUGCUAAAAAAAUUGCUGUGCUCAAGGGAGCUCUGUUUGAAAGUAAACAUGAAGAUGAAAAUGAUGUUCAAACAAUAUCUCAUCGUUGUCAAGUUUUAUCUCAUUCUUUAUUUGCCACUCAAUCAGAGGGGCGAACUCGUCAGAACGAGCAUGAAAAUAAUGUUUUCUUCUACGGUGGAACCUAUGAUCCAAUUACCACUAACAUUAGUCUUGAAAAAGACGUUAUCAACGCUUAUAAUCUGCAUAUUUAG
Messenger RNA from Dimorphilus gyrociliatus, 4305 nucleotides. The record is from the annotation of a GenBank genome assembly. Lineage: Eukaryota; Metazoa; Annelida; Polychaeta; Dinophilidae.